Messenger RNA from Castor canadensis (American beaver), 1139 nucleotides. NCBI's taxonomy places the organism in Eukaryota, Metazoa, Chordata, Mammalia, Rodentia, Castoridae. The record is from RefSeq and is a predicted model, not a curated record.
GCUGUGACUCACCUGCCACCUACUGCCAGCCGGCUGCUGCUGCAGGCUUUAUUAUUGCAGUUCACUGCAGGGAGCCAUCACACCCACCUACUCCAUUUGUUUAUUUAGAGUUCUCCCUGGAGCCUGCCCCUCCCCUUGAGUCCUAUAAACCAGCUACAGUUGCAGGCUUCAUUUUCAAAGUUCGCAGGGAACUGCCCUUCACCAAUUCUCUAGUGGAGCAUCCUGCUAGUUCUUUGCUGGUCUACAUCAAUCACCUUCUUGGAGAAGGAGCCUUUGCCCAAGUCUAUGAAGCUACCCUUGGAGAUGUGGAUGAUAAAAAUAAACAGAAAUGUGUUUUAAAGGUCCAGAAGCCUGCCAACCCCUGGGAGUUCUAUAUUGGAACCCAGCUGAUGGAGAGACUAAAGCCCACAGUGCAACACAUGUUCAUCAAGUUCUAUUCCGCCCACUUCUUCCAGAAUGGCAGUAUAUUGGUAGGAGAUCUCCACAGCUGUGGAACAUUACUAAAUGCCAUUAACCUCUAUAAAAGCACCCCUGAAAAAGUGAUGCCCCAGGCUCUCGUCAUCUCUUUUGCUAUCCGAAUGCUCUUUAUGGUCGAACAAGUCCACAGCUGCGAAAUCAUUCAUGGAGACAUUAAGCCAGACAAUUUCAUUCUGGGCAACAGGUUUUUGGAACAGGAUGAUAGCGAUGAAGAUGUAGCUGCGGGCUUGGCACUGAUUGACUUAGGUCAGAGUAUAGAUAUGAAAUUGUUUCCAAAAGGAACUACAUUUACAGCAAAGUGUGAAACUUCUGGUUUUCAAUGUACUGAGAUGCUCAGUAACAAGCCAUGGAACUACCAGGUUGAUUACUUUGGAGUUGCUGCAACAGUGUACUGCAUGCUCUUUGGCACUUACAUGAAAGUGAAAAAUGAAGGCGGUAUCUGGAAGCCUGAUGGUCUUUUUAGAAGGCUUCCUCAUCUGGAUAUGUGGAAUGAGUUUUUUCACAUCAUGUUGAACAUACCAGAUUGUCGUCACCUUCCAUCUUUGGAUUUGUUGAGGCAGAAGCUGAAGAAGCUGUUUGAGCAGCACUACUCCAGCAAGGUCCGUACCCUGCGCAAUAGGCUCAUUGUGCUGCUCCUGGAGUGUAAGCGCUGGAGAAAAUAA